Messenger RNA from Kogia breviceps (pygmy sperm whale), 1802 nucleotides. RefSeq names its product synaptotagmin 12 (gene SYT12). Gene Ontology annotation, biological process: regulation of calcium ion-dependent exocytosis; calcium-ion regulated exocytosis; cellular response to calcium ion. Gene Ontology annotation, cellular component: plasma membrane; exocytic vesicle. NCBI's taxonomy places the organism in Eukaryota, Metazoa, Chordata, Mammalia, Artiodactyla, Physeteridae. The record is from RefSeq and is a predicted model, not a curated record. Gene Ontology annotation, molecular function: SNARE binding; calcium ion binding; clathrin binding.
GGGCUAGAACCCGGGCCUGCUGACUCCGUGCCCAGUGCUCCGCCAGCCUCUCGAAGCUCGCGCUGAGCACGUUCCCACCCCCCAGCCCCACUUAUCCUGGGCCAGGGAGUGAGGGGCUGGCUUCUGCCUCGGACGACCCCCUGGGAUCCGGGGAGCGCUUGGGGAUCUUCGGCUUGGACCCCGGAAGCGCCGCGCAACUCCCGGGAGCAGAGAGAGCGCUCGGGUUUGUCACUUUAAAGAGGGAGCGGGCGGGCGAGCGCGAGAGAGCGCGCGGCGGGCUCCUGGGAGCGUGCCCGGACUGCGGCGCAGCUCGCGACUGCCGCCCCGGCCCGGCCGAGCCCCCGGCCCGCGCCGCGCUCCCCACAGGCGGGCGCGGGGAGACACUGCAGGCGUGGCUCCGCCGGCGACGGCCGGGCUUGGCGCCGGUGCGUGCGCGCUGCGGGAGGCCGGCCGGGAGCCGGGAGCCGAGAGCCGGAGCCAGAGCGGGAGCGGCGGCCCCUCCGCGGAGCCGGGUCUCAGCCCCUGCGGUGGGCGUCAUGGCCGUGGACGUGGCAGAAUACCACCUGAGCGUCAUCAAGAGCCCCCCUGACUGGGAAGUGGGUGUCUAUGCUGCCGGGGCCCUGGCACUGCUGGGAAUUGCAGCUGUGAGCCUGUGGAAGCUCUGGACGUCGGGGAGCUUCCCCAGCCCCUCCCCGUUCCCAAACUACGACUACAGGUACCUUCAGCAGAAGUAUGGUGAGAACUACGCAGAGGCCCGGCAGAAGAGAGUGGCUGCCUGGAAUGCCCAGCGGGCCAGCACUAGGGGGCCACCCAGUCGCAAAGGCAGCCUCAGCAUUGAGGACACCUUUGAGAGCAUCAGCGAGCUGGGACCCCUGGAGCUGAUGGGCCGUGAGCUGGACCUGGCCCCCUAUGGGACCCUCCGAAAAUCCCAGUCGUCCGACUCCCUGAACUCCAUCUCCUCCGUGAGCAACACCUUCGGGCAGGACUUCACGCUGGGCCAGGUGGAGGUGAGCAUGGACUACGAUGCUGCCUCCCACACCCUCCACGUGGCUGUGCUGCAGGGCAAGGACCUCCUGGAGCGGGAGGAAGCCAGCUUCGAGUCCUGCUUCAUGCGCGUCAGCCUGCUGCCGGACGAGCAGAUCGUGGGCAUUUCCCGGAUCCAGAGGAAUGCCUACUCCAUCUUCUUCGAUGAGAAGUUCUCCAUUCCCCUGGACCCUGCAGCCCUGGAGGAGAAGAGCCUGCGGUUUUCCGUGUUUGGCAUCGAUGAAGAUGAGCGGAAUGUGAGCACAGGGGUGGUGGAGCUGAAGCUUUCUGUGCUUGACCUCCUGCUGCAGCCCUUCGGCGGCUGGCUCUACCUACAGGACCAGAACAAGGCCGCCGACGCUGUGGGCGAGAUCCUGCUGUCCCUCAGCUACCUCCCAACGGCCGAGCGUCUUACAGUGGUCGUGGUGAAAGCCAAGAAUCUCAUCUGGACCAACGACAAGACCACAGCGGAUCCCUUCGUCAAGGUGUACCUGCUGCAGGAUGGGAGGAAGAUGAGCAAAAAGAAGACGGCUGUGAAGAGGGACGACCCUAACCCAGUGUUCAAUGAAGCCAUGAUCUUCUCAGUGCCAGCUAUUGUGCUCCAGGACCUGUCUCUCCGUGUGACGGUAGCUGAGAGCAGCAGUGAUGGCCGUGGGGGCAACGUGGGCCAUGUCAUCAUCGGGCCGUCGGCCAGUGGCAUGGGCACUACGCACUGGAACCAGAUGCUGGCCACGCUGCGCAGGCCCGUGUCCAUGUGGCACCCUGUCCGGCGAAACUAG